Owenia fusiformis is the source of this 537-nucleotide messenger RNA. NCBI's taxonomy places the organism in Eukaryota, Metazoa, Annelida, Polychaeta, Sabellida, Oweniidae. The record is from the annotation of a GenBank genome assembly.
AAAGUACUUCAAGGUGUUUGACUGAGUGGUCCACAACUCGUAAAAAGCUGUAGCACUGAUUGGGUUGGCUCAAGGCUUUAUCCUACCUAAGCCAGAGUUCAAUGAAAGACAAAUCCCUACUGUUGAUAGAGUUGAUGCUGACAAAUAUGUUGGACGCUGGUACCAGAUGUACACCAACAAGUUUGGAGAGGACACUAAUGGAGCGAACCAGCACUGUGUAAUGGCAGACUACAAGCUCUUCAACGCAACAACAAUCACAGUAUUCAACUCUGGUAAACUGGGCUCCCCAACUGGUGAAUGGGCACAGAUAGAGGGAUCUGCAACACAGGUUGACCCAGCUGCUGCUCCUGGAAAAUUCCAACUUCUCCUCGAAUAUGUACCCUUCCCAGGAACUUACUGGAUCAUAAAGCUUGGACCAGUAAAGAAUGACCAAUACCAGUAUUCUGUUGUGACCAAUAAUAAGGGCAGUCAACUCUAUGUGCUUACACGUGACCGUGCUGGGUACAUGAGCCUAUAUGAUAAAGAAAUCCGAGAGUU